Messenger RNA from Trichogramma pretiosum, 3093 nucleotides. Its product is annotated as zinc finger protein 585A-like. The record is from RefSeq and is a predicted model, not a curated record. The coding region runs from base 126 to 1901 and encodes 591 amino acids. The transcript is spliced from 3 exons. Lineage: Eukaryota; Metazoa; Arthropoda; Insecta; Hymenoptera; Trichogrammatidae.
UACAUUGUUUCGAUUGAGCUUUCGUAUCAUUAUUUGUAAAUACUAUAACAUUAAAUGCCUAGUCUGUUUGAUGUGUAACAUUAUUACCAAAAUAUUAGUCGUUGAUCAAAUUCUAAACAAGAAAGAUGGAAUCAAGAGCUAUCUUCAACUGUGCCGUAAGAGUAAAAGAAGAACCUUCUGACAUCUCAAUCAUUGAAAAUGAUUAUAAUAUAAUUGACAAUACACUUGAUGUCAACAAUUUUCAAUUCCUCAAACAUCAGCAAGAAAAUCAAAUUCAUGUGCUUCAAAAAUUUGACAAUAAUCACGAAAGUGAACUUGAUGAGUUGGCGAUCGAGUUGGAAUGUAAAGACAUGAAGCCGAGCUUGGAUUUAUUAGCUGUUACGAAAAUUGAAAAUUGUUCUGAAGAUCACUUGGCGGCUAUUGAAAAUAGUAACGAACAUCAAACUCAAAACAAAAUUAAAUUAGAAGCUUUAGAUGCAGUAAAAAAAGAAUCGUUUGUGGACGACGCCAAUCAAUUUAAUAUGAACUCAAACUGUGAACUCAGCGAGCGAAAGAAAAGAAAAACAGUUGUAAAAAAUGUGGAUUAUAAUCAUAAACUCCAAAAACAUAUUGAUAUGCCGAAUAAUAAAAUCACAUAUCCUUGUGACACAUGUGGAAAGGCAUUCGCACAUAAGAGAAACCUCAAAGUUCACAUCGACUCGAUGCACCAUAAAAUCACUCAUGUCUGUGAAGUAUGUGGAAAGUCAUUCUCACAUAAAAGUUAUCUCAAGAAACAUAUUGAAGCGAUACAUAAUGGUAAAACUCCGACAUGCCAUAUCUGCGGAAAGACGUUCUCUCAAAAGAAUAAUCUCCAAACCCACAUCGAUUCAGUGCAUAAUAGAACGAAAAGUUACGAAUGUGACGUGUGUGGCAAGAAGUUCUCGCAAAAGGGCAAUCUUCAAACCCACAUUGAUUCAAAACAUAAUAAGAUCACUCAUGCCUGUGCUAUAUGUGGAAAGGCAUUCAGACAACGGGAAGGUCUCAAAUUCCAUAUCGACUCGGUGCAUCUUAAAGUUACCCAUAGUUGUGACAAAUGUGGAAAGUCAUUCAGACGUAAGAGCAUUCUUAAAAUACACAUCGAAUCGGUGCAUCAGAAAAUUAUUCAUACCUGUGACUUAUGUGAAAAGUCAUUCUCACUUAAAGAUUCUCUCAAAAAACAUAUUGAAGCGAUACAUAAUGGUAAAACUCGGACAUGCGAUAUCUGCGGAAAGACGUUCUCUUACAAGGGUAAUCUCCAAAUCCACAUCAACUCAGUGCAUAAUGGUAAAAUCACCCAUUCUUGUGAUACAUGUGGAAAGUCAUUCAAACAACAAAAAGGUCUCAAAUUCCAUAUCGACUCGGUACAUCUCAAAGUCACCCAUAGUUGUGACAAAUGUGGAAAGUCAUUCAGACGUAAGAGCAUUCUUAAAAAUCACAUCGACUCAGUGCACCAUAAAAUCACUCAUGGCUGUGACUUAUGUGAAAAGUCAUUCUUAUUUAAAAGUUCUCUCAAGAGACAUAUUGAAGCGAUACAUAAUGGUAAAACUUCGACAUGCGAUAUCUGCGGAAAGACGUUCUCUCGAAAGAGUAAUCUUCAAACCCACAUAGUUUCGGUGCAUAAUAGAACAAAAAGUUACGAAUGUGACGUGUGUGGCAAGAAGUUCUCGCGAAAGGAUGUUUUGAAAAAUCAUAUUGAUUCCACGCAUAAUGGCAUCACCUACCCGUGCGAUUUUUGCGGAAAGACAUUUUCCCAAAAAUGUAAUUUGAAAACUCACAUCAAUUCGGUACAUAAUAGAACAAAAAGUUACGAAUGUGACGUGUGUGGCAAGAAGUUUUCGCGAAAGUUUGUUCUGAAAAAUCAUAUCGAUUCGAUACAUAACUGAAUAAAAAGUUACGAAUGUGACGUGUGUGGCAAGAAGUUCUCGCGAAAGGAUGUUUUGAAAAAUCAUAUUGAUUCCACGCAUAAUAGCAUCACCUACCCGUGCGAUUUUUGCAGAAAGACGUUUUCCUAUAAAAUAAAUUUAAAAACUCACAUCGAUUCGGUACAUAAUAGUCAAAAAAGUAACGAAUGUGACGUGUGUGGCAAGAAGUUCUCGCGAAAGGAUGUUUUGAAAAUUUAUAUCGAUUCGGUGCAUAAUAACGCCACCUACCCAUGCGAUGCAUGCGGAAAGGCAUUUAUACGUAAAUACUCUGUGAGAGCUCACAUUGAUGCGGUGCAUAAUAAUCGAAAACUUCACAACUGCGAUGUACGUGAAAAGAAAUUUUCAAAAAGUAGUGAUCUAAAACGACAUAUUGGCUCUGUGUAUAAUGGUAAAAAGCCUUACAAAUGCGACGCAAAUGGUAAGACAUUCAAGCGAAAGGAUAUUCUGAAAACUCAUACUGAUUCGAUACAUAAGGGCAUCACUUACUCAUGUGAUGUAUGCGGAAAUGUAUUUAAGCGACGAGGUGAUCUCAAUAGUCACGUAAAAUCGGCGCAUAAUAAUAUCACAUAUGCAUGCGAGACGUGCGGCAAAAAAUUCGGACAAAAGAGAAAUCUCAAGAAACAUAUCGAUAUGGCGCACCAAUCACGCAUGAAAACCUUAUAAAAGAAGAAAAUGUAAAUUCAAACUAGCGUUUUACAAUCUGAUGUAUUUACUAAUAAGAUUAAUUUAUAAAUUUGUAUUUUUAAUUAUGUCAUGAAAUCCUCUAAAAUUAUGUUAUCUGCGAUUAUGCUAAAACAACGUUGAAGUUUAUCAAAAAAAUUAAAUUAUUGUACAAAAUUGCUCUAAAUAUUUUCAGUUUACGUAUAAAUACAUAAAAUAAUAAUGAAUGCGAGUAAAACCAUUCAUAGAACACAGCAAUACAAUCUUUUAUUUAAAUUUAAUUGUAUGCUUAUUAUAAUUUCAACUCUUUCAAUUCCUGCUAAUUUUACAAUACUUGAUUUUCCUCAUCGAAAGGGGCACACCAUAAAUUUGAUAGACGAGAAAAAAGCAUACAAUUCUCAGCAUCACUUUGCGAAACUGCUUGUGUUUAAAAAGCCUAUCGUAUUUUUGAAUCAUCUGAUAAUAAAUUGCAGAAAGAUCGAUACUUAGCAAA